AUGUCCAACAGCAGCUCCAUCAGCCACUUCCUCCUGCUGGCAUUGGCAGACACGCGGCAGCUGCAGCUCCUGCACUUCUGCCUCUUCCUGGGCAUCUCCCUGGCUGCCCUCCUGGGCAACGGCCUCAUCAUCAGCGCCGUAGCCUGCAGCCACCACCUGCACAGCCCCAUGUUCUUCUUCCUGCUCAACCUGGCCCUCAGCGACCUGGGCUCCAUCUGCACCACUGUGCCCAAAGCCAUGCACAAUUCCCUCUGGGACACCAGGCACAUCUCCUAUGCAGAAUGUGCAGUCCAACUAUUUUUUUUUGCCUUUUUUGCCUCAGCAGAGUUUUAUCUCCUGACCAUCAUGUGCUAUGACCGCUACGUGUCCAUCUGCAAACCCCUGCACUAUGAGACCCUCCUGGGCAGCAGAGCUUGUGCCCACAUGGCAGCAGCUGCUUGGGCCAGUGCCUUUCUCAAUGCCCUGCUGCACACAGCCAAUACAUUUUCCCUGCCCCUGUGCCAUGGCAACACCCUGGACCAGUUCUUCUGUGAAAUCCCACAGAUCCUCAAGCUCUCCUGCUCAAAUUCCUACCUCAGGGAACUUGGGCUCAUUGCAGUCAGUGCCUGUUUGGUACUUGGUUGUUUUGUGUUCAUUGUUUUCUCUUAUGUGCAGAUCUUCAGGGCUGUGCUGAGGAUCCCCUCUGAGCAGGGACGGCACAAAGCCUUUUCCACCUGCCUCCCUCACCUGGCUGUGGUCUCCCUGUUCCUCAGCACUGGCACAUUUGCCUACCUGAAGCCCCCCUCCAUCUCCUCCCCAUCCCUGGACCUGGCCCUAUCUGUUCUGUACUCAGUGGUGCCUCCAGCCCUGAACCCCCUCAUCUACAGCCUGAGGAACCAGGAGCUCAAGGCUGCAGUGUGGAGAACGAUCACUGGAUGGUUUCAGAAACUGCUUACCAAUUUCUGCAAAUCACUUGUAAUAAAGUGA
Molecule: messenger RNA, 966 nt
Organism: Poecile atricapillus (Black-capped chickadee)
Lineage: Eukaryota; Metazoa; Chordata; Aves; Passeriformes; Paridae
Product: olfactory receptor 14J1-like
Exons: 1
Coding region: 1-966 (321 amino acids)
Biological process (GO): G protein-coupled receptor signaling pathway
Cellular component (GO): membrane
Molecular function (GO): G protein-coupled receptor activity; olfactory receptor activity
Source: RefSeq, a predicted model, not a curated record